Molecule: messenger RNA, 944 nt
Organism: Amphimedon queenslandica
Lineage: Eukaryota; Metazoa; Porifera; Demospongiae; Haplosclerida; Niphatidae
Product: ATP synthase subunit alpha, mitochondrial-like
Exons: 7
Biological process (GO): proton motive force-driven ATP synthesis
Molecular function (GO): ATP binding; proton-transporting ATP synthase activity, rotational mechanism; ADP binding
Source: RefSeq, a predicted model, not a curated record
AGAAGCUGUAUUGUAUAUACGUAGCCGUGGGUCAGAAGAGAAGUACAGUUGCUCAGCUAUUAAAGAGAUUCACUGAUGCUGAUGCUAUGAAGUACACUAUUAUUGUCAGUGCCACAGCUUCUGAUGCAGCUCCACUCCAGUACCUUGCUCCUUAUGCUGGCUGUGCUAUGGGAGAGUAUUUCAGGGACAAUGGGAAACAUGCCCUCAUCAUCUAUGAUGAUUUAUCCAAGCAAGCUGUUGCCUACAGACAGAUGUCACUGCUCCUAAGGCGACCCCCAGGACGUGAGGCUUACCCAGGUGACGUCUUCUACCUUCACUCUCGUCUCCUGGAGAGAGCAGCUAAAAUGAACGAGGACUAUGGAGGAGGAUCACUCACCGCACUACCUGUCAUUGAGACACAGGCUGGGGACGUGUCGGCUUAUAUCCCGACUAACGUAAUAUCUAUCACUGACGGACAGAUAUUUUUGGAAACAGAGUUGUUUUACAAAGGUAUCAGACCAGCCAUUAAUGUCGGUCUGUCUGUUAGCAGAGUUGGAUCAGCAGCUCAGAUCAAGGCUAUGAAGCAGGUUGCUGGUACUAUGAAGUUAGAGUUGGCCCAGUACAGAGAAGUUGCUGCUUUUGCUCAGUUUGGGUCUGAUCUUGACGCAGCUACCCAGUCCCUCCUCAACAGAGGAGUGAGACUAACAGAACUACUGAAACAAGGACAAUAUGUUCCAAUGGCCAUAGAGGAACAGGUAGCUGUCAUUUAUGCCGGAGUGAGGGGGUAUUUAGAUAAACUGGAUCCAGCCCUAGUCACAUCUUUUGAGUCAUCGUUCCUCGAGCAUCUCCGCUCCUCACAAAAGUCCCUUCUUGACACGAUUAGAAAUGAGGGACAGCUCUCACCAGAAACAGACGAGAAACUCAAACAAGUUGUUCUCUCGUUUAUGGAGACUUUCACUUCUACA